CACAAGUACCAGAGGGGCAGGCAAAGAAAUGGCGAAGCAAGCUCCCGGCUGAGCAGAGCGCCUGAUGCAGGGAUCAAUCCCUGGACCCUGAGAUCAUGACCUGAGCUGAAGGCAGAGGCUUUAACUCACUGAACCACCCAGGCACCCAUCUUUUCUAAGCAGCAUUUUUUGCUGGUGAAAGUGGACAUGCUUGGACUGCAGCUGGAGCAGAAUCCAGUCUUCCAGCUCCUGGAGAAGGGAUGAUGGCUUCUUAGUUGGUGUUUUCAGCAGCUAGCAGAGCACUGAUGCCCUGGCUUCCUAGCUCUGUGAAUGUGUGCUCUGUGGCUUAACUAACAUUGGUCUGCCUGAGUCCUGUGCCUGCAGCUCUGGAAGCCGGACCAGACAUUAAAGGGCAAGCUGCAGAAGGAAGUGGUGAGAAACGGAGUGUUAACUAGGCUCGAUGCCUGAAUGGCCAGGUGCCGUGGCAGGUUUUCUGGCUUACGUGGGAGGCAGUGUGCCACAACUGGAUGAUAGGGUUUGGAAGAUGCUGAGCCAGUGCACACAUUUUGUGGGCAUACAUGGGCAAAAUUUUGUCCUAUUUCUUGUCCUAUGCAAAAGGGUCUCUAUAGUUGAAGAAAGAGCAGUGUAGGUUUUGGAGUGGACCAACCUUAUUUCGUCUAACAACAACUAGCCUUUCCCCUACCAUCCUCCUAAACCAGCUGGAAGCUCCAUGAGCCUGGGCUGUCUGGCCUGUGUCACUCAGGAUUCUCAGUGCGGAGCAUGGCUUCCUGAAUCCUAACAGGAAUAGCUGUCUGAUGCAUGGGUAAGAGUGGCCUUUCCCUGGGGUGCCUGGGUGGCCCCGUUGGUUAAGGGAUUGCCUUUGGCGCAGGUCUUGGUCCUAGUGUCCGGGGAUUGAGUCUGCAACAGCCUACUGCUCAGUAGGGAGUUUGCUUCUCCUUCUGUCCCUCUCCCUUCUCAGGCUCUCACUCACUCUCCCACUCACUCAAAGUAAACAAAAUCUUUAAAAAAAAAAAAAAUCCAAAACCAAAAAGUGGCCUUUCCCAGUGUCCGGAUCUGCCCUAGGAUGUUGAGUGUUAAGCUGUAAGCAGAAUACAGAGUGAUUGCUCAGUAUUAACUAUGAUUAUCGCCAUUUUCUAAGGCCACACAGCUAAGCAAGGAGUAGAAUGCGGAUUGAUGCUGUUAAAUUUUUUUGAGAAAUUUGUCCCCACCUGGCUUGGACCCACAGAAGUGGCAAGAUUGUACCGAUGUGCUGCUGGGUUAAGACCCUCCACAGGACCUCCUUGUGCCCACUACUCUGUCUGCAGACCUGCUUCAUUCAUGAUGGGCAGACCCAAACACAUACCAGGAAACAAUGAAGGGAGACACCAGACAACUCAACAGAGAGGAGGACGCCAGCGGGAGGGAAGACUCCAUCAUCACUAAUGGGGGCUGCAGCGACCAGUCUUCUGACUCCAAGGAUGCGCCCUCACCCCCCAUCCUGGAGGCUAUCAGCACCCCGGAGAUAAGAGGUCGCAGAUCAAGCUCUCGGCUGUCAAAGAGGGAGGUCUCCAGUCUGCUAAGUUAUACUCAGGAUCUGACAGGUGACGGAGAUGGCGAGGGGGAAGAUGGAGAUGGCUCUGACACCCCGGUGAUGCCCAAACUCUAUCGAGAAACCAGGACGCGGUCUGAGAGCCCAGCUGUCCGAACUCGAAAUAACACCAGUGUCUCCAGCCGGGAGCGGCCCCGGCCCUCCCCACGUUCCACCCGAGGCCGGCAGGGCCGCAAUCACGUGGAUGAGUCCCCCGUGGAGUUUUCAGCUACCAGGUCCCUGAGGAGGCGGACAGUAUCCUUGGCAGGCACACCGUGGCCGUCCCCAGCCAGCCCCUACCUCACCAUUGACCUCACGGAUGAUGACGUCGUGCCCCAGAGCAGCAGUACCCCCUACGCCCGCCUGGCCCAGGACAGUCAGCAGGAUGGCCCUGAGUCCCCACAGGUGGACCUGGAGGCUAGAGAUGCUGACAGCGCUGAGUAUCAGGAUGGGAAGGAGUUCGGGAUAGGGGAUCUAGUGUGGGGAAAGAUCAAGGGCUUCUCCUGGUGGCCUGCCAUGGUGGUGUCCUGGAAGGCCACUUCCAAGCGCCAGGCCAUGUCCGGCAUGCGGUGGGUCCAGUGGUUUGGUGAUGGCAAGUUCUCUGAGGUGUCUGCAGAUAAGCUAGUGGCCCUGGGGCUGUUCAGUCAGCACUUCAACCUGGCGACCUUCAAUAAGCUGGUCUCUUACAGGAAGGCCAUGUACCAUGCAUUGGAGAAAGCCAGGGUGCGGGCUGGCAAAACUUUCCCCAGCAAUCCUGGAGACUCCUUGGAGGAUCAGCUGAAGCCCAUGUUAGAGUGGGCCCAUGGGGGCUUUAAACCCACUGGGAUCGAGGGCCUCAAACCAAACAACAAGCAACCAGAGAAUAAGACCAGAAGACGAACAGCUGAUGACUCUGCUGCCUCGGACUACUGCCCCCCACCCAAACGCCUAAAGACCAACUGCUACAACAAUGGCAAAGACCGAGGAGAGGAGGACCAGAGUCGAGAACAAAUGGCUUUGGAUGUUAGCAACAACAAGAGUAACCUGGAAGAUAGCUGUCUCUCCUGUGGUCGGAAAAACCCCGUGUCCUUCCAUCCUCUCUUUGAGGGGGGGCUCUGCCAGACGUGCCGGGACCGCUUCCUCGAGCUCUUCUACAUGUAUGACGACGACGGCUACCAGUCCUAUUGCACGGUGUGCUGUGAGGGCCGCGAGCUGCUGCUCUGUAGCAACACGAGCUGCUGCCGGUGCUUCUGCGUGGAGUGCCUGGAGGUGCUGGUGGGCACAGGCACCGCGGAGGACGCCAAGCUGCAGGAGCCGUGGAGCUGCUUCAUGUGCCUCCCGCAGCGCUGUCACGGUGUCCUGCGCCGCCGCAAGGACUGGAACGUGCGCCUGCAGGCCUUCUUCACCAGCGACCCGGGCCUUGAAUACGAAGCCCCCAAGUUAUACCCUGCGAUUCCCGCAGCCCGAAGGCGGCCCAUUCGAGUCUUGUCCCUGUUUGAUGGAAUUGCAACAGGGUACUUGGUCCUCAAAGAACUGGGCAUCAAAGUGGAGAAGUACGUCGCGUCUGAGGUGUGCGAAGAAUCCAUUGCUGUUGGAACUGUGAAGCAUGAGGGGAACAUCAAAUAUGUGAAUGACGUCAGGAACAUCACGAAGAGAAAUAUUGAAGAAUGGGGCCCCUUUGACUUGGUGAUUGGUGGAAGCCCAUGCAAUGAUCUCUCCAAUGUGAACCCUGCCAGGAAAGGCCUGUAUGAGGGCACAGGCCGCCUCUUCUUUGAGUUCUACCACCUGCUGAACUACACACGUCCCAAAGAGGGGGACGACCGGCCCUUCUUCUGGAUGUUUGAGAACGUGGUAGCCAUGAAGGUUGGCGACAAGAGGGACAUCUCUCGUUUCCUGGAGUGUAACCCAGUGAUGAUUGAUGCCAUCAAAGUGUCUGCUGCUCACAGGGCCCGCUACUUUUGGGGCAACCUGCCUGGAAUGAACAGGCCCGUGAUAGCAUCAAAGAAUGAUAAACUCGAGCUACAGGACUGCUUGGAGUUCAAUAGGACAGCAAAGUUAAAGAAAGUACAGACAAUAACCACCAAGUCGAACUCGAUCAGACAGGGGAAAAAUCAACUUUUCCCUGUUGUCAUGAAUGGCAAAGAAGAUGUUUUGUGGUGCACUGAGCUAGAAAGGAUCUUCGGCUUUCCUGUACACUACACGGAUGUGUCCAACAUGGGCCGUGGUGCCCGCCAGAAGCUGCUUGGGAGGUCCUGGAGUGUGCCUGUCAUCCGACACCUCUUCGCCCCCCUGAAGGACUACUUUGCCUGUGAAUAGCCCUCCCAGGCACCCUGAGCCCAGGAGCACUGGGGCUUGUUGGGUAGAGCCAGCACCCAGUAGGUACAGCCCACGCUCUACCCUUCCCCUGCUCAGCAUUGUGGGGUCACGCCACACAACCUUGGCAGGAGCAGAGCCACGUGACCCCCUCCUGGCAAGGGGAGUCUGAGGUGCUGCCACCUCCUUCUGCACAAUUCAGAUCCAGCCGCUAGGAGCGGCCAAACACGGUGCUCAUUUUGUCUUCUCUGAAAACUUUUUUAAAACUUGAAGUGUAGGUAGUAAGAUGGCUUUUUUUUCCCUCCUGGUUUACUGCUCAGAGAAACAAUGGCUAAAGUACCAAAACCACAGUGCCGACAGCUCUCCAAUACUCAGGUUAAUGCUGAAAAAUCACCCGAGACAGUUACUGGUAAGGCUUUGAUAUAUAUAUAUAUUUUAAAUCAUAUGUAGCUCCUUAUUUCCAGGAGCACGCAGUGGUAGACAUGUAGCUGAGGGACAUUUUAAGGGCCCUGGGUGUGUUUUUUCUCUAGGGCUAGCAGAAGAGGAAAGGAUGCCUCUCUGUCUUGAAUUUUACCCAGCACAUUCCCUUGGCCUCAGUGUAAAGGGCUGGGACCUGCUGUCAGGGUCCAUGUAGAGUAUUUUCUACAAUGAUGAUGAUGUCAGCAGGGAUGACCUCAUCAUCACAUUCAGGGCUAUUCCCCGCCCCCCUCCCCCAACAACAAACCCAAGGGGACAGCCACCCUUCACUAAAUCCCCUCCAGGUGACUGCAAUAGAACCCUCCAGGUUGCUCAGGAAGGGGUGGGCUGGGUUAUCUGCUGCUGUGUACCAUGCAGACAGGUAUGGCUUUGUUCCUCUCCCUUUGUCUGCCCCGUGUGAAGGGAGCAAAGGAGGAGGUUUAGGGAAGGCAUCCCCUACCCCCCGGAAUGCACCCUCCGGACUACUCUGCAGGCACAGGUCCCCAAAUGAGAAGUAGAAUGCCCCGAAACCUCACCUCAGCCUUUUCCUAAACUGAGCAGCGGUGACAGCUGGGGCAGAAGCACAUUCCCCGCCCUUUCCCCUCAUCUCAGAAAUUGCAGGGGGAAAACUGCAAUAAAAAAGCUCAAUCUUCCCUCCAGAGAUUUUAAAGUCCUUUUGUAUCCCAUGAGAAGUUUUUAGUGGGGGACGGGAGGUCGGGCAAGCUGCAUUUCAGAAAUGCUGUCGUAAUGGUUUUUAACAACUUUUACUCUUCUUACUGGUGCUAUUUUGUAGAAUCAGGAACAACAUUGACAGGUUUUGGUGGGAAUUUUUUAUACACUUUUUUUUUUUAAAUCACAGACUUAUAUUUUUAUGUUUUUAACAUUUUCAUAAAUUUUUUUUUGUAACUGGAGCCACAUAACAAGUAUGGGGGAAAAUUGUGCCUUGUUUCAACAGUUUUGCUAAUUUUUAGGCUGAAAGAUGACAGAUGCCUAGAGUUUACCUUAUGUUGAAUUAAAAUCAGUAUUUCUCUAACA
Mustela lutreola (European mink) is the source of this 5350-nucleotide messenger RNA. RefSeq names its product DNA methyltransferase 3 beta (gene DNMT3B). NCBI's taxonomy places the organism in Eukaryota, Metazoa, Chordata, Mammalia, Carnivora, Mustelidae. The coding region runs from base 1352 to 3862 and encodes 836 amino acids. Gene Ontology annotation, biological process: negative regulation of transcription by RNA polymerase II. The transcript has 22 exons. Gene Ontology annotation, molecular function: DNA binding; DNA (cytosine-5-)-methyltransferase activity, acting on CpG substrates. Gene Ontology annotation, cellular component: nucleus. The record is from RefSeq and is a predicted model, not a curated record.